CCGAAAUGUCAUGUCAAGUGAAAUGUGACGGACGGUUCAUGUUUUCGUGUUUCCUAUUUUACUUGUUGAUUUUAUUAGGAAAAUUCAGUGAAAUUUGUGUGGAUAGUCGUGCCGGGGUCUCAGGGAAAGAAAUGUUAUAGUGUGCGUGGUGUUCGCCGGCGGAGCACCGCGUGGGACCGCGCCACAGCGCCACAGUUCAGGUGUGCGUGGGAGAGGAGGCGGUAGAGGCUGCCCGGCCCGCAGCGGAGGAUGGAGGACGAGGUGACGUUCCUGUUCCAGCUGGGCGUGACGCGCGACGCGGUGUCGGCGCCCGCGCACCUGCUCACGCUCGCGCACCUCAAGGAGCUCGCCGUCAAGUUCGUACAUGAAAAGAUCCCAGACAACGGCCUGAACCGGUUGUCGGACCGCAUCCUGCUGUUCCGGCACGACUACUGCUCACCCAACGUGCUGCAGCUGAUCAACUGCGCCACCGACGUCACCGACGAGACCCUCGUCGAGAUCGUGCUCACCGCCAACCCGCUAGUAUGCGACGGCGCGACGGAACUUGCGCCUGCGCCGCGGCCGCACGCGCUGGCCGUGCACUCGUACAAGGCGCCCACCUUCUGCGACUUCUGCGGGGAAAUGCUCUUCGGGUUGGUCCGACAGGGACUCAAGUGCGAAGGUUGCGGGCUGAACUACCACAAGCGGUGCGCGGUGAAGGUGCCGUCCAACUGCGCGGCGCCGGCGGGCGUGACGGCGCGGCGCACGUCGGCGGCGCCGGCGCCGCGCAGCCCGUCGCGCGGCUCCACGCACAGCCACGCCUCGCACGACGACUCGCUGCUAUGCGGCAGCUCGGGCAAGCGCAGCCGCUCUCCGUCGCACGCGGGCUCGUUGUGCGGCGCGGGCGGUGCGGGGGGCUCCGGCUGGGGUGCGGGCAUCCCGCACACGUUCGAGGUGCACUCGUACACGCGGCCCACCGUGUGCCGCCACUGCAAGAAGCUGCUGCGCGGCCUGUUCAAGCAGGGACUGCAGUGCAAGGAUUGCCACUACAACGCGCACCGCAAGUGCCUGCCGCACGUGCCCAAGGACUGCGGCGGUGAGGUGCGCGACAAUCACGGCGAAUACCAAGACAGUACAUCAGGCAGCGAGUUCUCGGAGACAACAAGGCCUGAUGAUGAAUCGGAUGAUGGUGGCAUGGACGGCGGUGACAAUGUCAGCGUGGAUGACGAGGUGCAGCUAAGAAGACACGGGGUGGGUGAGGAGGAGGAGCCUCAGCGCGACACACUGCCGGAGCGGUCGGCGUCGCGGCCCAGCAGCUCAUCAUCGUCGCCCAGCGCUAACAUCCCGCUCAUGCGCAUCGUGCAGUCCGUCAAACACACCAAGAAGAGGGAGGGCCAGUGGUUAAAGGAAGGGUGGCUCGUGCACUUCACUAACAAGGAUAAGACGAUAAAGCGGCACUACUGGCGCCUGGACAGCAAGUCGAUCACGCUGUUCACGUCGGAGCUGGGCUCCAAAUAUUACAAGGAGAUCCCGCUACAGGAGAUCCUUGCUGUCGACACCGCGAGGACGCCGCAUGGAGACGUGAUGCACUGCUUCGAGCUGCGCACGGCGAAUGUGGACUACAUGGUGGGCGUGGACCCGGGCGGAUCCGGGGCCGGUGCGGCUGCGCUGCCGCCGCCAGACUCCGGCGUCGGCGCCUACCUCGCGCGCUCCUGGGAGACCGCCGUGCGGCAGGCGCUCAUGCCCGUCACGCACAACCACUCCGCGGAGAGCGUAGGCGAUGCGGAUGCUGGGGGCGGGGGCUCGGAGCGCGGCGCGGAGAUGGCGCAGGUGUACCAAAUACACCCCGACGAGGUGCUGGGCUCGGGGCAGUUCGGGAUUGUAUAUGGCGGGCUGCAUCGCCGGACCAACCGACCUGUCGCUAUCAAGGUGAUAGACAAGCUCAGGUUCCCAACAAAACAAGAAGCCCAGCUGAAGAAUGAAGUGGCCAUCCUUCAGAACCUGUCGCACCCCGGCGUGGUGAACCUGGAGCGCAUGUUCGAGACGCCCGAGCGCAUCUUCGUCGUCAUGGAAAAGCUCAAGGGAGACAUGCUCGAGAUGAUACUCUCGCACGAGAAGGGACGGCUCGAUGAGCGGACCACCAAGUUCUUGGUGGCACAGAUCUUAGUAGCGCUGAAGCAUCUGCACGAGAAAAACAUAGUUCACUGCGACUUGAAGCCGGAGAACGUUCUGUUGUCGUCCGACGAGGCGCUGCCGCAAGUCAAGCUGUGCGACUUCGGGUUCGCGCGCAUCAUCGGCGAGAAAUCCUUCCGACGGUCCGUCGUCGGCACCCCCGCCUACCUUGCCCCAGAAGUGCUCCGUAACAAGGGCUACAACCGCUCGCUGGACAUGUGGUCGGUGGGCGUGAUCAUCUAUGUGUCUCUGUCGGGGACCUUCCCCUUCAACGAGGAUGAAGACAUCGGCGAGCAGAUCCAGAAUGCCGCCUUCAUGUACCCGCCUCAGCCCUGGCGGACAAUUUCUGCUGAAGCGAUCGACCUGAUCAACAACCUGCUGCAAGUGAAGCAGCGCAAGCGUCUGUCGGUGGACAAGGCGUUCGCGCAUGCGUGGCUGCAGACGCGCGCCGCGUGGCUGGACUUGCGCGCGCUGGAGCACCGCGUGGGGCAGCGCUACCUCACGCACUGCAGCGACGACGCGCGCUGGGCGCAGCCCGGCCCCCACGACCAGCACUGACUCGCGGCCGGUGGCGCGGGCGGCUGCGCGCGGCUGGCGUGGCGCCGGCUGCUGGGCCGCGUGCGGCUGCAGCACGUGCGCUAGGCUCCUGCCUCCACAACACACGCAUACACUCACUCGACAAACUACUUCGCAUUCAGUCAAUCUGAAAUGCAUCAAAAUGAUAGAUAAAAUCAAUGUUAUAAUGUUAUCUGUCAGUUGCCAAUAUCAACAUAUGAACUACAUGUAUCCGUAUAAAAACCAAACGGAAUACAUUCGUCGUCACAUUGACGAUUCAUAUUUUUUUUAAUCUUUAAUUGACAUUUUAAAAUCACGUAAUUUCCAAGAAACAAAAUUAAAAUAACUUAAGUAUAUGAGAAUACAAAAAAAUAUGGCGACUUUGAAUAAUAGGUACUUAGCUUAAAGCUAGUUAUAAUGUAUAAGUGUUUAUCAUGUUCCGCGGGAACCACGCACAAUGCGACGCAAUGCAGAUGUAUUUAUUUUAUACUUUGUUUAUAGAUAUUAAUUUAGUGAUUAUUUCAAUUUUAUAACUUUAUAUAUUUUUGGAUUGGACAAGAUUUGUAUUUUUGGAUGAAGGGUACGAUUAUGGGGGUCGAUAGUAUAAUUACUAUAACACUCGCUAGGUGGCGGCACUGGGACGAGAGGUCUGUCAAAAGGCAAAUAUUUACAUUUUAUUGCUAUAAAAGUCACUAGAACAGGCCUAAUUAUUAAAUUAUACAUUUUAUUAAACAAAAGUUGUGACAUAGAUUAGAAAAACAUAGACAAUAAAAAUGUUCCUCUAUAUACAUAGCAUAAACAACCUUGAUAAGUUCCGCUGCUGGGACUGGCCUCCCCUCAAUGACCAGGUACAUAUUAAAAAAAACUUACAUUUGCCCGCCGCUAUCUAGUGAGCAUGACGUGAAGUCGUGAACCCCCAUUAUAUCAAUUUAGAAUAAUGAUCUAUCGGAAGCGUGGCGAGUUUAUAGUGACAGUUGUGACCAAGUUACCUCAGUAACAGUUGGUAUAAGUACACGUUGUCUUGCAUUCCCGAUGUUACGGGCGAUGUGGGCGGAUUGUUUGUGAAAUCGUUAUAAACAAAUUUAACUUUAUUUUUUUUAAUUCAUAAUUUAUCACUCAUUCUUCUUUUAAAAAAAUGUUAAGCCGUUGGUCUGUACUACUGACUGAUGUAAGUACGUAGUCGUUACUUGAGUCAAGUAAGGGCCUUUGGCGGCUCAAUAAUAACCCUGACAUCAGGGUUGAUAAGGUUGGUCAUCCACCUCACAACCACACGAUAGAAGAAGAAUUUAAGUUUGCUAUAUAAUGCACAUUGUAAAAUUACAUUUGUUUUUUAUUCUAAAUACUUAUUUAUCACGGGUAAUAAUGAUUCCACAAAUAAAUUCGCCGAAAUCGCCCAAUUGUUGAGUUACAGCGAUUUAUUUUAGAUUAAGUAUUCUUUUUAUACAAUUUUAUUAUUAUUUAUUUUUUGGAUUUUUAACGAUUAAACAGCUAGUAGGCUAGUUUCCAACUAGUCAAAUCAGUUACUUUUUACUAAACGUCAAAACACGAAAUUACUAUGGAAUUUGUAUGAAAAAGCACUCUGUGACAUCAUAGAAAAACGUGACAAAAUGUCGGACUUAUUAUUACGUUUUUCUUGAUUAAAAUUCAUAAAUAAAUUUAAUAGAAAAAAGAAAAUGUUUUUCGUUAGUUUUAGAUGUGUCUUUAUUUAGUAAUCAGAAUUUCAUAAUUUAUCUUGAACCUAGUACACGACCCUAUUGAUGUGAGAUGUCGUGUCUUACUGUAGCUAAAUGAAUUUAUUACUUUGAAACUGCAUUUUAUAUACAAUUUAUUUCUCUGGUCCUAAUUAUAAGCUCUUGUGUAAGUACAUUAUUUUAUAAAUUACAAUUUUUAAUUGAAAUCUACAUAUAUGUGUACGUAAUCUUCAUGUCUAUAGGUAUCAUUUGAUAUGAUGAAAGUAACAAAAUAUAUUAAGAGCUCUAAUUAUAGUUGAUGUCGUCUGUAGUAAUAAGUAUAAUGCAGCUUGACCAGAUAAAUGUGAAGAGUAAAACAUUUUGUAUAUGAUGGAAAAUAUAAAUAUACGGCCUAAGUCAAGAUUACUACUAGUCUAAGGAACAAAUUAUAAAUGUAUAUUGGCCCUGUAUCCCGCAUACACCUCCUAAAUUUAUUUUAAGUGAUACCUGUCAUUUUCUUAUCCACAAAAAAGGAAAGGGAUGGAUUGACAACUUUUAAUUUUAACAUGAAUGAGCGAAUGAAAGUAUAACCCGGGCGAAUCACAUACGCAUCUCGUUGAUAUACAACCCGUUUGACGUGUGCUAUCAACUUAAUUCUGUUAGGUCAUUGCCUAAAUUAAGUUCAAAUUUCUAAAAUUGAUAUUACAUAAAUUUCAAGUCUAUCAAUUACCCGUCCCUUUUCUUUUCGGUAGAUAAGAAAAUGACAGGUAUAACUUAAAUAAAAUUAGAUGGUGUGUACUGGAUUCCACGCCAUUGUUUACUUGUCAAAGUCUAUCAGAGUUCAUAUUCCACUUGUUGCCUAAUAAUGUAAUGUAAUAGUGCCAAUAGUUACUAAAUCUAUUUGUUACCGCGUCUGUUAUGUACUCACGAAUGAAACUGAACAAUAUAUUUAUGAACAAACUCUUAUUAAGAUGUAUUUGUAACUAGGUAUAUAUUCUGGAGCCCGUGUCAGCGCUACACGUUAGCAUAGAAUAAAUAAUAAUACUGUACUAAGUGCAGAAGGGACACUCCGCUCCGUAAUUCGAUACGAGACUGGAGCGAACUUGAUUUACCUCACCUCAUAUGGGGCACUUUAGUAUAUUUAACCCGUAAACCGUUGAGGAGAAAACAACGCCGGCUAGUCUGUCUCGCUCACACGCACGGGGCACACGGGUUUUCGUAAAGAGCGUCCAGUGGUAGCGCUGACACACGGACUCUGGACCCGGGGCAACUAACGCCCUCUAACUUAUCGGCCUAAUAAUUAACUUAUACUUAGUUAUAAGGUUCGCCGCUCGGUACUCGAGCUGCAUAUUCAUUAACUGAAAUAAUGCAGCUAGAUAGCUAAUUAAAACGUUCUCUAUGUACAAUGAACUGAAUUUAAAGUAAAAUGAAAUGUUUUUGAGCUCAUAAGAGCGAUAUCUUUUUGUAUUUCCCACAAGUCUGUUAACAUACAAAUAUUAAGAGAAUGUAACUUGGUUAUUUGUCCCCCUGCCUACAUAAUAGGGAUAAGUUCACGUAAUAGAUACUCUUAACAAAGACAUCUGGACAAAGAGAACAAAAAUCAUUCGAGAGAGAUUAAAAUCAUCUGUCAGUAAAAUCUUUAAUAAAACCUAACAUAAAUUUAAGUAUAUAUUAUAUUGUCGCUAGACAAGCGCGGUGCAAGCCAAAUACCCUGCCACGGGCAGUGCCAACCAUUGUUUUAUAUUAUAUCGUCAUAUACAUUAUUAUUACAGAAGCAUUUUGAUAUUUGUGAAAUAAUAUUAUUAUUGAAUCGAGAGAAUUUAGCCAAGAAUGUAUUUAGAAUAGGAUAUUGAAAUCUGAAGGUGUAUAACAGGGUUGAGCCAUAGUGUAAAGAGAACGGCAGAUUUUCAAACGAGUGCAUAAGCGGUUCAGGCAACCUGCAACUUAAUUUGAUAGGACUAAAACUAGCUAAAUCUUUCUCUUACACUUAUUUUAAGUGAAAGACGGUACUAGUUUAAGAGAUGUCAAACUAAAAAUAGUUUAAGUUUGUGUGCGUCCGAAUAGGCACCAGUAAUACCCAUAAAGUAUAAAUGCCCAGUCAUAUCGCGAAAGAUUCAAAGCAUUCGGAUCCACGCACAAGGGUAACCUGCUGUUCUCUCUGCACUGUGGUGGAUGAGGUUUCAAGGAACCACUACUGGGACCUAAGUAAGUGAGAUGAGUAUACGCCGGGUUGAUGUCUUGUAUUGUACCGUGUACAGUCACGAGCAUUAAUAUGUAUACACUUUGGUACCAUGUCACAUUAACUUUUUUGACAAAUUGAACUGUAAGUCUCACUAAAUGACAAAUAUGACGACAGAGGCCUAAAGUGGGUACAUUAUAUAGCUCAUGACUGUACGGUUGCUCGUAUUAUAUUUAUACAUUGUACUCUGUCACAACUAUACAGUCAUUCCAAGUUUUACUAUUUAUAAUCUGUGAUUUUACUAUUAUUUUAUUUUUUACAUUUUAUAAAGCAAAACAAGCUUCCAUUUUCUGUGAUCUCUUUUGAUACUUUUCAAACUAUUUCAUGAUGAGUUUCUUUUGUGAACGCAGCUAGAAUAUUGCCUUUAAAUCUAAUGAAAUUUCUAUAACCUCGUGACUUAAGUAAAUGGUAUAUUUUAAGUGUUACUUGUGUAAAUAAUAUAACUAAUAUACGUUUUCAAAUGUCAAUUCUGUCUGUGUAUUGUAUGUCUUCGCUGUUUCGCUAGUUCUCUGUAGUCAUCUUCUUUACAUUUUACUCUGAUGUUACCUCUAUACGAACGUACCUAUAUUCCGCUAACUUCCGAAUUGAGAGUACUUAUUUUUAUUUUUUAAACUUGUUUACGAUGUACGUGUUUAGAACGUAAUAAGAUUUGGACCAACCCCGAUGUAAUCAUAGUACGAUAUGGAUAUUUUGUAACUAGUAUAAAGGUCACUGACAAAUCACCGUAGUACCUAAUGGAGUGUCAAAGGUAAUGGAUGUUACGAGUAUAGUGUAACUAUAGUAAUUGUCAUUUGAGCAUAAUAUUGUAUGAGGUGACUGUUGAUGUGUGUCGUGGGUUGUGCUCUGUGCUGUCGUAAAACAAUCGGCCUAUACACGUCGCGCUGCUGAGCGGUUUGUAGAGCCUUCAGCAAUAGAGUAUAUCCGGCGCCGACCUUCCCCCCCCCCCUGGGUCUUACUUUAGCCUUAAAUGGCCGUAAAUCGCUAAGGAGUAAGCUGGACCGCGCGCAGACUGUCUGUCUCGGUCGCACUUACACAGAAAAGCGGCACACGAAUGAGAUUUCUGUGUGGAGUGUCCAGGACAUGAUUCAGCGGUCCACAUGUUAUCUGUGGGUCUAAAAAGGCUCUAAAAACUUUUUUUGUGGUCACCCAUGCUAUGACCGGCCUUUGCGAAAGUUGCUUAACUUCAACAAUCGCAGACCUAGCGCGUUAACCGCUGCGCCACCGAGCUCCUCAAUAUAUAUCUGGAGUAAUCACUUGCCGUAUAACAUAACAGCCACGAAGAGGUGGGCAGUGGUGUAUAAUAUAUACACCCGCUCCUCACCAGCUACGUUUAAGUCCCAUGUAAUAAGUGGCAAGUCCAUUGCUAUUUACCUCGCACAAGUCAUGAAGACCACGUGAUGGGUUAUCUAUGGCCCAAAUAUGAAUUCAGACUCGUAAAGUCGAUUUCAGUGGUUCAAAGCCCGACGUAGAGCGGAUGAAGGAUAAUAGAAUUGCAAAAGCGGUAUAUAAAGCGAAAUUAAUGGUAGGGCUGGCAGAGGAAGACCGAGAAGGACUUACGAUGACCAAAUUGGAGAUGUCCUUAGAAAAGGUUCAAUACGAUCUACUCUGAACCGGCGUGCGUGUAUGAAGCGAUUGAUGAAUGUGGAGGAAGCAAGAGAAGUGUGUCAGGAUCGAAGCAAAUGGAAUUCUAUAGUCUCUGCUUACCACGGUGGGAAAUAGGCGUGAGUUUAUGUGUAAAGCCUGAGUCGGGAUUCGAACCAAGGACACUACAAUGUAAGUCACGCUCUCCGUACAGGGCUAUCACGGAUCUACGGGUCCUAAAUAAUGUCACAAAUAAAUCUACAGUGGACACACAGAGCACAACUCCGCUUGUUGAUGUUAUAGGGUAAGUGGUUAUUUUGCGACGAGAUCCAUUUACAAAUUGUGUUAUUAUUAACUAUUUAAAUAAUAAAUGCCGUUUUGAAUAA
Molecule: messenger RNA, 8582 nt
Organism: Pectinophora gossypiella (pink bollworm)
Lineage: Eukaryota; Metazoa; Arthropoda; Insecta; Lepidoptera; Gelechiidae
Gene: PKD
Product: serine/threonine-protein kinase D1
Exons: 17
Coding region: 250-2709 (819 amino acids)
Biological process (GO): protein phosphorylation
Molecular function (GO): protein serine/threonine kinase activity; ATP binding
Source: RefSeq, a predicted model, not a curated record